Messenger RNA from Chrysemys picta bellii (western painted turtle), 7387 nucleotides. It is a transcript of the gene WFS1, whose product is annotated as wolframin ER transmembrane glycoprotein. Gene Ontology annotation, cellular component: endoplasmic reticulum; endoplasmic reticulum membrane. The record is from RefSeq and is a predicted model, not a curated record. Gene Ontology annotation, biological process: endoplasmic reticulum unfolded protein response; calcium ion homeostasis. Gene Ontology annotation, molecular function: protein binding. NCBI's taxonomy places the organism in Eukaryota, Metazoa, Chordata, Testudines, Emydidae.
CUGUGACUAUAUAAAUAAUGACUAAUACUAGAGGAAUGCUAUAAACACAGUAAUUCUGAGUUGUUUCAAGGUUUGCAAAUGACUCAACAGCACCAACCUUGAGCCAUUUGAAAAUGUACAAAGUAUGUUUCCUGGUGGAUUAGUAAGGGCAUUCAUAUAUACAGGGUUGAGCUCUUUCUGUAACUUUCCUCAUCUAUGCUGAAUAAAUGCAUUUUUAAAAACCCUUUAGGUACUGAAACUAGCUACCAUUUGGCUGUUCAAUUGCCUAUGAGAAUUGAGUCGAUCUUAGUUCUGUCCCUGAAGGUAUUUGUUAGCAGUUUUACGGUUUUUCUAUACUAAAAAAUUGCAUCGAUUUCAUUAGAUCAGUUUAAAAUUCUAAAUAAACCGAUACAAACACCUAAUGGAGUUGCACUUAAACUAGUUUAAUCCUCACUUUAAAUCACUUCUGCUAAACUUGUUAAAUUACUGACUUAAAUUAAAUCAGUAGAAACAUGUAUAUGGUCAAACAGAUGUGCUAAUUUAGUAUAGAUAAGGCCUGAACGACACUGAGACUGAACUGUCAUCUCACCCUCACAAAUGGUCCUUCUAAGCUGAGAUGCAAUGACAUUUAAAAAAAAUUGGAGGUGGGGGUCAGGAGUGAGAAUUGAGUGCUACUGCACUGAGAGAUAUCCCAACAGAAUAGUAAAAUAAUAAUAAUUAUCUCUAGAACUGGUGCAAACAUCCUGCACACUCUCACCCAUAUACUUCAGACCUCGUAUUUGAGGGCAGCCUCAAAAAGGGAUCAGUCUGAAGAGUUCCUAGCCUCUGAAACAGCAAACACCUUUGUGGGUAAUGGUAUUUUGAACUUGGAGGAUCCUUGCCACCAGAACCCUCAGUUUGGUUCCAAUUCCAGCAAAGAACAAAAACCUGUAAUUUCUAGUUGCUUAAGAAAUAUGUAAGCCAAAAUAGUAGGCGAGUAAAGCUUGUGGAGACACAGAGAAAACUAACGUGUUGAUGAUUUGUCCAUUCUGGCUGACAGCAAAGAGGAAUUGGUAAAUAUGGUAUCAGAAUGGACAUCUGUUUGAAGAUCAUGAUUUGAAGGUGAACCCAAAGAAAACUGAAGUGCCUAUGCAUGUAGGCAGAUGGAAGAAGAGAAGCAGUUGACUGAAGUUUCAGGAGAGAAGCUGAAUCAGAAGAAUUUGUGUACUUGAGAACUACACAGUGCCAUCCUGAAGAGAUCUUGAAAACUGAAAAGAACCCACUGUGCCUGGGUGACCGUGAAAAAGGUGGUAGGAGUAUUGUGGAACCAGCAAUUAAGGAACAAACUGAAGGCAAAAUUGUAUCUUGUGUGUGUUUAUCCCUGCCUGCUGUAUGGUUUGGAAACAGUAGGUCUUAUGGAGAUGGGGGAGUGGGGGGGGAGAAGACACUGGUAGUAGAAAAUAAUAUACUGAGGAGAAUGACAGGCAAGCAGAGCGUAGACAGUGUACAUGGAAGAAAUUAGGGGCAAGAUGAACUUGGGACUCCUAGCAAUAGGCUGGACAUAUGAUAAGAAUGGGAGAAGAACAACCAUUAAAGAAAGCAUGGGAGGAAGAGGACAGCAAGAAAGGAUAUAUUAGACUGAGGAUACAAUAAGAGACUUUAAGGGAAAUUUGAAGAGAAAAGACUGGAACUCCAAGACAGAACACAGGGGUUUGGAAGGAGUGACCCAGAGUCGUGGGCACGGAUGACCCUGUGUAAACGGGAACAGGAAUCAUGAAGUGUAAGAAAUAUAUAAACAGAACUCCUGUGUUACUGCUGGAAAAUCCUUCUCUGUUUUCUUCUAUAAAAUCAAAACCUGUUUAAAUAACAGCAAGCCACAGUCCCCGUUAAUGAGAUUCUGGACUAAUAAACUGGCUAUCAUCCUAGGAGUUUAUUAACCUAGAAUAUGGGCUUUGCAUUCUUGUCAGGAAGAUGUUACCGUUGCACUGCAGCUUUAAACAUUUUUAAAUGAAAGUUGAGCAAUAACAAGCAAAAUGGGCUGUCAAAAUGCAGAGACGAUAAUUGGUUUUAAAAAAAACAAAACCUGAAAUCUCUCUACCUUUCCUGGUUCUCUCCACCCUUAUUCCCCCUCCUCUGAUGCCUACAUGUCAAUAAGGCUCUUGUCUUGAAGAUAACAGUAUGUUUUCAAGUUUAAUUGUGUUCGUCUCAAAAUAAACAAAAAAAAUAGUUAGGAAGUUGGAGCUCUAUUGUCCAGUGGAGAGGGACAAGAGGAAGGAGGAAAACGAGAUUAAAAAAAAAUACUUGUUUAAAAUAUUUAAAUAGAUUCAUUCUUGGCAGUUUGAUAGCCAAGAGUGUGUCCAUUAUGUGGGUGGGGCAGGGUGGAGAGUGUGCAUCUUCAGCAGAAGUGAGUGAAAAGCUGAGGUGGUGGUAUUUGUAGCUUGCUUAUGGCCUAAAAAAUUGACUAGAAAAAUAUCACUCAAUUCAGGAACUUGGACAAAUCACUGUAAGGUUAUACUGAAAUAACCCUGCACUCUGUGCGUCUCAGACUCUGUUACAGGGAUUUGCGUACAGUACUUUUAUGGAAAAAUACCUGUAUAGUAAUUAUGCAGAUGAGACACCCAGAGUCAGAGCUGCAUAAUGGAGAAGAGGCAGUGAUGUCUGUUACUGUACAGGGUCUCUGCACUCUUGACUGGUUGUGACCACUCUAUUUCAGUUAGCAGAACACAGCGAUAUGAGGGAGUGAGCGCUCAUGUUAGAGGAGUAACCUGAAGAUGUACACUGUUAAUUUGAUUCUAAGUACCUCUUUCUGCCUCCCAGUUUUAGCUCACGAUCUAAACAAAGAGCAUCCUCAAGUUAACAUUAAAACCACCUGAUAAGCUGGAAUGAGCAGGAAUGGAUAUUCUAUAAUCCCCUCGAGUCAAAAGGCUUCUAGCCAUUUUAAAUUUUGGUAACUUUAAAAUGAAAAUAUUUGUGCAAAAGUUUUAUCACCAAUCUCAUUUUAAAGCCACUGUUGCACAAUACUCAUUCAGAAAGGACAGAUCACAGCCUAGCAUAUAGCAUCUUUCAGUGCAGUUUCAUGGAAAGACUAAAUAUAGUUGCUCUGGUUUUUCUGUUAAUUAAAAAAAAACCCAUUAAUUCCAAGAGCUUAUGUAUCUUUAGAACCAAAAUAAGGGUAAAAUGUUCUCUUCAGAAGGUAGCUACUUACAGAUGCUGCUACUGUACCUUAAACAGAAAGCUCUAUCGCAAAACCCAAGUAUUAGGCUGUGGUUCCUUGUGAAAUAGUCAUUCUUAUGGCUGAUUCCAUGAUUUGUGUGGUAGAUAUCAGUUUCUGGGACUAUGGGAUAUGUGUAGAGGAGCUGUAUUAAGUGCUGCUGUUUUGGGAUGGCUAUAAAUAUAAACACACUGUAGGAAUAGCUGUUCUUGGGACAGGUUUUAUUGACACAAUAACUUCCCUAUAAAUCUUGCUAAUGCUGUCUACGGUGAUGACAAACUGCCAGUAUGGUACUUGUACCUAAGCUACAUUCUUGACUUUCUGCCAUUUACUCUCUUCUGUCAUCUGCUACUGCAUCAAUGUGCUUUUCCACUUCAUUGAGUUGAAAUAUGCCAUGGUAGUGAUUGUACACUAUCAGUUUGGUUUACUUGGUCUGAGUUUCUCUUGCCUAUUUGCAUCUUUUCUGGUAGCUUCAAUUUUAUGUAGUGUACAUUUAAUCACAAAGGUCCUCAUCCUGCAACUGGAUCUGUGUGGAUUGGUAGUGUAAGAAUCCACCUGUGUCCAUCCAACCUGAGAAUUGGGGCCCAAGUCAGACCUGCUAAUCUGCCAAGAAAGGUCAGGUUUUUUGUAAGGUGGUGAUGUUUAGCACUGCAGAAUCAUUCAAAAGUUUAAUUAGCAAUUCAGUUCUACAGCAUAGAUUCAGUAUUUUGGGGUUCAUAAUGGUAUACUCUAGGGGGUUGCAUUUAUUUUCCUUUCAUGUGUAACCCUCAACAUGAUGAUCUCCCCCACACUCAACCAUCAUGAUGGAGGGUAGGCCAAAUUUGAGUGAGUUGCACUGCAACCCCAUGAGCCAGGUCACAACUCCGCUCAUACAAAGUUGGUCCAGUCAGGGGGGCGGACCUGCGGUGCAACCCUGGAGGUUCCAAUGCCUGGACUGGAGAGCCAAGCCCAGCCAGCCUCACAGAACAGGAGCUGCUACUAUGAGAUGGGAAAACACUACCUGAAAUUAGCAGAAGAACAGGAUGAAGAACUCAACAAUUGUAGUGCUGUUGACUGGUUGAUUCUUGCUGCUAAGCAGGGUCGAAGGGAAGCUGUCAAACUGUUGCGGAGAUGCUUAGCAGACAGAAGAGGCAUCACUUCUGAGAAUGAGCAAGAAGUGAAGAAAUUAUCAUCUGAGACUGAUCUGGAGAGAGCUGUGAGAAAAGCUGCCUUAGUUAUGUAUUGGAAAUUAAAUCCAAAGAAGAAGAAGCAGUUAGCAGUUUCUGAACUGCUGGAGAAUGUUGGGCAAGUUGACAAUGAAGCAGAUGGUGAAAAACAACCUGGCCCAGUUCCAAAGUCUGUACAGAAGCAAAGAAGAAUGCUGGAACGAUUAGUAAGCAGUGAAUCUAAGAACUAUAUUGCUUUGGAUGAUUUUGUUGAAAUAACCAAGAAGUAUGCAAAGGGAAUCAUCCCAACUAACCUGUUUGUGCAGGAGGAUGAUGAUGAUGAAUUGGCUGGAAAGAGUCCCGAGGAACUACCACUGCGACUAAAGGUUGUAAAAUAUCCACUUCAUGCCAUUAUGGAAAUUAAAGAGUACCUUAUAGAUAUUGCAUCUAAGGCAGGAAUGCAUUGGCUGUCUACUAUUAUUCCAACACACCACAUCAAUGCCCUCAUCUUCUUCUUCAUCAUCAGUAAUCUGACAAUCGAUUUUUUUGCCUUCUUUAUCCCAUUAGUCAUCUUCUAUCUGUCCUUCAUUUCCAUGGUGAUUUGCACACUGAAAGUCUUUCAAGACAGUAAGGCCUGGGAAAACUUUCGCACCCUGACUGACUUAUUGCUUCGUUUCGAGCCAAAUCUAGAUGUUGAGCAAGCAGAAGUGAACUUUGGGUGGAAUCAUUUAGAGCCAUACGUUUACUUUUUGCUCUCCGUUUUCUUUGUCAUUUUUUCCUUCCCUAUAGCAAGCAAAGACUUCAUACCAUGCUCAGAGUUGGCUACCAUCUCUGUUUUUUUCACAGUCACAAGUUAUAUGAGUUUAAGCACUUGUGCAGAACCCUACACACGAAGAGCUUUAAUGACUGAGGUGGCUGCUGGCUCCCUCUCUCUAUUGCAGAUACUACCUAUAAAUUUGGGCUAUUUCAAAUUCUUAGGUAAAACCUUCUUUACUUUUCCUAUAGGCCACUUCUUCAUACUAAAUGUGAGCAUCCCAUGCCUUCUGUUCCUGUACUUGUUCUAUCUCUUUUUUAGAAUGGCACAACUGCGGAAUUUUAAAGGCACCUACUGUUACCUGGUUCCCUACCUGGUGUGUUUCAUGUGGUGUGAACUCUCAGUGGUUAUUCUGCAAGAGUCCUCCUGCAUUGGUCUCAUUCGUGCAUCAGUUGGCUAUUUUCUGUUUCUCUUUGCACUCCCAGUUCUAAUCAUAGGCAUUGCACUCAUGUGUCUUGUGCAUUUCAUAAAGUGGUUCAUAUCUUUGGAGCUCAUGAAGAUUGUGGUGACUCUUGUGUUGUGUGGUAUUCCUUUGUUUUUACGAUGGUGGACAAAAACUAACUUCUCCAUGGUUGAAAUGAUAAAAUCCCUAACCAGGAGUUCUAUUGUGAAACUCAUUUUGGUGUGGAUUACAGCUGUAGUGUUGUUCUGUUGGUUCUAUGUGUACCGAUCAGAGGGAAUGAAAGUCUACAACUCUACCUUGACAUGGAAUCAGUAUGGCUUCGUCUGUGGACCCCGGUCAUGGAAGGAGACUAACAUGGCACGCACCCAAAUUAUAUGUAGUCAUCUGGAAGGACACAGAGUUACAUGGACUGGGCGGUUCAAAUAUGUCAGGGUUACAGAAAUUGACAAUAGUGCAGAAUCUGCAAUAAACAUGCUUCCGCUUUUUAUUGGUGAUUGGAUUAGAUGUUUGUAUGGUGAAACCUACCCUGUGUGUGACCCAAAAAAUGUUACCAUGGAGGAGGAGGAACUGUGUCGUCUCAAGUAUCUGACAAAGUAUGACUGUCACAUGAAAAAGUUUGAUCGAUACAAAUUCGAAUUAACUGUGGGCAUGCCUUUCAAUGGCAAAAAUGGAACUAAAGCUGUAGAGGAGGAGGAUAUAACCAAAGAUAUUGUGCUGAAGGCAAGCAACGAGUUUAAGAAAGUGUUGUUGAACUUAAGGCAAGGAAGUAUAAUUGAAUUCAGCACAAUUCUGGAGGGUCGUCUUGGCAGCAAGUGGCCUGUCUUUGAACUGAAAGCAAUCACUUGCUUAAAUUGCAUGUCUAAACUUACACCCGCAGGAAGGCAUGUGAAAAUAGAGCAUGACUGGAGAAGCACAGUGCAAAAAGCCAUUAAAUUUGCUUUCGAUUUUUUCUUUUCUCCAUUCCUGUCAGUUGCAUAUUGAGCUCAUAUACCGGUUCAAUGGUAUCUUCAAUGUAUACUGCAUUAACACUACCAAAGGUUUGGCUUCUUAACAAAACUUGCUGUAGCAAUGUUCAAAAUGUAUGCUAUUCCAGAGUAUUGGUUGAGUUUUGUACGUGUAAACACUGUACCCAGUCCUUGUAUCCCGUAGGAUUGAGGUUAUAAAUUCUAUUUAAGUAUUACUAUAAAUUAAUGCACAGAAUUGCUGCAGAGUAGAUGCAUGAACUGUUUUUAUCCAAAAUGAACUCUUUCUGUGGUACAGUACUAGGGUAUAUUCAUCUGCUUGACAUUAAAAGCACUUUACUCGUGAAAUAUUCACGGCAUUGCCCUUAUGUACUUUCACAUGUAGAAUGGAUAUCUUGUAAGCAACCUAAGAUGUAAUGUUUCUUGUAUUUAUUCAGUGGUUUCUAGAGAAGUAUUAAUUGUACAACUAGAUUGAAUCUGGUGCCGUGUGAUUGGGGUGUAUAGAACUGAACUUCUUUGCUAUUUAUUAGAUUUUAUUUGAAUGGGUCUUUUGGUGGUGGACACCACUUCACACACCAGCAAGGUUGCAACAAGAGCUCUAGUUUCCAUUUCACUUUUAUUAAGUAUUCUUCUUAAAAUGAACAUGCUAUUCACUGUAACUGGUUAUGAUAGCUACAUAUGAGACUAUCAGUUAUAAUUCAUGAUAGCAUGUGAAUGCUAGGCACCAGUUAGUAAGACUGGUAUUGUGGCGGUACUAGUAAUAGGCAAGCCAAAUCAAUUGAAAAGCACUGUAUAAAAAAAUCUACAAUGGAGAUGAAAUAAAAUGUCUGGUUAAUAUGUAUUGUGCAAAUAUAUGUAAAUAUAAACAUGAAUUAAAAUGGGAUUCUACACUCA